Macrosteles quadrilineatus (aster leafhopper) is the source of this 1926-nucleotide messenger RNA. RefSeq names its product 4-hydroxybenzoate polyprenyltransferase, mitochondrial (gene Coq2). Lineage: Eukaryota; Metazoa; Arthropoda; Insecta; Hemiptera; Cicadellidae. Gene Ontology annotation, biological process: ubiquinone biosynthetic process. The transcript has 6 exons. The record is from RefSeq and is a predicted model, not a curated record. The coding region runs from base 415 to 1668 and encodes 417 amino acids. Gene Ontology annotation, cellular component: mitochondrial inner membrane.
GAAUAAAAAAGUUAACCUCAAACUAACCUCAAUUUCAACUCAACACAAUUACACAAUAACUUACUGUAUAUGAAUUUGUAUGAUAUCACUCUAAUUAUACCUUAUGUCAAAUUGUUUUAAAGAUUUAUGUAAUACUGAUUAAGAUUUAACUAGUGAAUGCUCUGAAGAAAGGAAGGAAUACAAAAUGGGAAGAUAGGUGGGACAAUGUGAUUAGGCUAGGCUAUGACUUGUAAAAAUAAGGUUUGAAGUGUAAAAACAAAAAGAUGUGGUUUAGAGUAACUCUAAUAGCCUACUAAGUUAACCCUAUAUUUAUAAAAAAAAUGGGAAUUCCUUGUUUACCUAACAACCGAACUAGUUUUUAUCUGUGAUUUAAUUUAAUCUAGGGGGCUUUAUUCCGGUAAAAACUAAGUUAGCAUGUAUUCAGUUUUAAAUUAUAGACCAUUAUCAAAGUGUAUGUAUCAGUACAGUUUGUGCAGGAACUUAUUUUCGAUUGUAGAUAAAAGGAUUUGUACUUUUCAAGUGUGUUGCAAGAGAAAGAAAAAUGAAUGCAACACUAGCAGCAGUUCUAUAUACAGGUACAACAACCAUCAAGCGGACCUGCUCAAAGUUCCUUUUAGGCCUAGUUUAAACCAAAGUAUUACAAACCAGCUGUGCAGAUUUAGUUCAGAUGUGAAACUGUCAGCCAAAAAAAGUGAACAAACAAGAACAAUUGUAAGCCUUCCUGCAUACUUAGUGGAAAACUCGUCAAGUUCUAUAAAACCUUAUUUAAGGUUGAUGCGCUUAGACAGACCUAUUGGAACAUGGUUACUGUUCUGGCCGUGUGGAUGGAGUAUAGCGAUGGCAGCGUCCCCUGGAUGUCUUCCACCGUUAAAUACUCUUGCUCUGUUUGGAGCCGGAGCUCUGGUCAUGCGAGGGGCAGGCUGCACAAUAAACGACAUGUGGGACAAGGACAUUGAUGGCAAGGUUGCCAGGACUAAGGACCGACCGCUGGUGAGCGGAGAGUUGUCCCAGUGGGACGCUCUAGUGUUCCUCAGCGGUCAGUUAGGCCUGGGACUGCUCAUAUUGCUGCAACUGAACUGGUACAGCAUCUUACUGGGGGCGAGCUCUCUAGGCCUUGUGGUGCUGUACCCACUGAUGAAGAGGGUCACGUACUGGCCACAGCUCAUAUUAGGCAUGACGUUCAACUGGGGUACUCUAUUGGGCUGGUCGGCAGUACAUGGAGCUUGUGAUUGGUCCGUCUGUUUACCACUCUACGCUGCAGGGAUCUGUUGGACCAUAGUGUAUGAUACCAUCUACGCUCAUCAGGACAAGGUAGACGACCUCAGGAUCGGAAUCAAGUCAACAGCUCUCAAGUUUGGAGAGAACACGAAGGCCGUGUUGUCUGGUUUCAGUGCUGUGAUGUUGACAGGCCUGGUGCUCAGUGGAACGCAGUGUGGUCAGACGUGGCCUUACUACACGUCAGUGGCUGUAGUAGCUGCACAUCUUGCCAAUCAGUUGUAUACCCUCAACAUAGACAACCCUUCCGACUGUGGGAAGAAGUUUGUUUCAAACAGGAGGGUUGGACUUAUCUUGUUUCUCGGCAUCGUCCUCGGUAACCUUGCCAAGGUCAAAGCCGACUCUCCGAAUGACGAACCUCACACCGACUCGUCUCGAAGUAGUGACGAGUGAUUCCUCGAUCUACAACGUUACCUAAACUAGUCACUGUACCUUAUGUUCAAAGGGAAAGCCAUGUACUGUAGAUAAAUUUUAUGUUUGUUUAAUGGGACAGAUUUCAGCUGGCUUACCUGAAAAACUUGAAGAGCCCAGGGGUAUAUUUAAAAACCUCUGGACUCUUUAAUUUUCUAAGGUAAGUUAGCUGAACUCUCUCCCUUUAAAUAAAUAAACUCACUAUGCCUUAUGUGAUUAAUAAAUUUGUUUGUUUGCCAA